Melanotaenia boesemani (Boeseman's rainbowfish) is the source of this 6102-nucleotide messenger RNA. It is a transcript of the gene iqsec3b, whose product is annotated as IQ motif and Sec7 domain ArfGEF 3b. The transcript has 15 exons. Gene Ontology annotation, molecular function: guanyl-nucleotide exchange factor activity; protein binding. Gene Ontology annotation, biological process: regulation of ARF protein signal transduction; actin cytoskeleton organization. The coding region runs from base 355 to 3729 and encodes 1124 amino acids. Lineage: Eukaryota; Metazoa; Chordata; Actinopteri; Atheriniformes; Melanotaeniidae. The record is from RefSeq and is a predicted model, not a curated record.
GCGUGCUUGCACUGGCAUUCUCUCGUCUACUCGUGCGUAAUGACGCAUCCGUCUCCCUGCGCCUCCCCUCCCUCCUGUCACAUCUGGAUCUGGCUUCUGUCAUCAGUACCACUCAUCGCAGUGAGAGAGCGCGAGAGUGAGUGAGGGAGGGAAACGACUGGAGAAGUGGAUACUAGCUUGGUCGGCGCAGCCUCAUCCACAACCGAGCAGAAUCAAGGAGAGAAAAGCGGAACGACAUUCCACCUUCUCACCCGCACGUACGGAUAUCUGCAUUUCCUCCUACCUCCAUCUGCCGGUCGAGCUGCUUCUUUUUUUCUCUCUCUCCUUCUCUUUCAUUCUCUUGCCUUGAAUAUUAUGAGCUCCAGCUUGCUCGAAAACCCGGUGCAGGCUAUUCUGUACCUCCGGGAGCUCACCACCAUCGUACAGAACCAGCAGAGUCUGAUCCAGACCCAGCGUGCUCGGAUAGAGGAGCUGGACAGACGAGUGGACGAGCUCAUUGGUGAGAACAGGCACCUGCGGGACGUCAGGGUACAACAGCAGCAUCCUUACCUUCACCACCAUCACCAUCUCCCAGACCCCAGCUGUCUUCACCAUCACCAUCAUCCACCGGAACCCCAGCUCAAGAGCAGUGGGGGGUCUCUGCCUGACCAUGGAGCCGCACCAGCACAGGUUGAGGCGGCUCUGGGAGUCCAGCUUCCGCCUGCCCAACCUAUGGACCCGGGGGACAUGCAGCUGGUGCCCGCAGACCCGUCAACAAUUUCCCCCGUUGAAAGUGAGACAGAAAACGGUGGAAGUUGCACCAGUUGCCGCUCUUUGGUUCCAAUGACCCCUUCAACCCUUUGUCGAUCCCUGACCCUGGCAAGGAAAUCCGAGAGUGAGACUGUGCUGCAUCAGUUUUGCUGCCCUGCCCCUGAACAUCCAGAAGCUGACAACACCGGCUCAUCCGGUGGACAGAUGCUGAGCCUGGAGGAUGGAACGUCCUCUGGCAGAGGACAGGAAACGGAGGGGACCAAGAGGGAGGGACCCAGCGAAUAUGAGAUCAGCCUGGAGAAUAAAAACAAACAGAUAGAGGAAUUGGAGCAAAAGUAUGGAGGUCAUCUCAUUGCAAGGAGGGCAGCGCGUCGCAUCCAGACAGCCUUCCGUCAGUACCAGCUCAGCAAAAACUUCCAGAAGAUCCGCAACUCGCUGUCAGAGAGUAAGCUGCCACGUCGGAUCUCUUUGCGCCACCCCAGCCCUUCAGGGCGAAAUCGGAAUGCAGCCCAGAGACACAGUUAUAAUCUGCAUCCGGGAGGAGGACAAAUACCUCUACGCUCUAAAACUCCCCCACCACCUCCAUGUCGCUCCACUUCUCUACCCCCGUCUCCUGCGUCGGCCCCAGCAAACGCCCCUUCUUCAACCCCAGCUCAACCACCACCUCAAACUCCUGGACCUACACUCACACAGCUGGAAGACUGCUUCUCUGAACAACUUCAUUCGUUGGCUCAAUCUAUUGAUGACGCCCUUCGUGGUUGGAGCUUGUCAGAGAGUGGAGAGGGAAAGGGACUACUGAUGGACCCUGGGGCCCUUCGUGCAGCUGCUGAGAGUGCUUGUCUGCCCCGCAGUGCUAGCUCUCUGCUCAUGGCCUUCAGGGAUGUAACUGUUCACAUUGACAGCAAUAGCUCCUACACCAUCUCCUCUGCCACCACUACAACAACCACCUCUCUGGGAAAUGCAGGUGGAGGAGAGGCAGGCAGCAGGAAGCCCUCGGUGAGUGGGAUGGCUGGGGGAGGAAACAGUCAGUCAAUGGAGGAGCCAGAGUUUCCUGCACCUCCACCCAGUGAGGAACUAGAAAUGUCUGAUCCAGGAUCCAGGAGGGGUUCAGCAGUGCCAGUUGCAGGAGGAGUUGGAAUGGAGGGAGAGAUCAGCUUAAACAAACUGGGAUCCACCUCCACCUCUACUUCCACUUCAAUUUCCACCACAGUACAGUCAAAUCAGCAGCCUGCCCAGAUAUAUACCCAGUACCAGCAGUACCACUACACUCAUCCCCAACAGAUACCUGGGGGGCCAAGCCCAGAGGCCCUGCAGGCCCUAGUGGUCUCCCUGCCAAGGGAUCGUUGCCAGGAUCCAGCCUCCUGCCGCUCGCCAACUCUGUCCACUGACACACAUCGAAAGCGGCUCUACCGUAUAGGACUCAACCUCUUCAACGUAAACCCAGAAAGAGGCAUCCACUUCCUGAUCACGCGUGGUUUUGUCCCGGACACAGCCAUAGGAGUGGCUCACUUCUUGCUGCAGAGGAAGGGCCUGAGCCGACAGAUGAUUGGAGAGUUCUUGGGGAACAGCAAGCUGCAGUUCAAUAGAGAUGUCCUGGACUGCGUAGUGGAUGAAAUGGAUUUCUCAGGCAUGGAACUUGAUGAAGCCCUGAGAAAGUUCCAGGCUCACGUUCGUGUUCAAGGAGAAGCACAGAAGGUGGAAAGACUCAUCGAAGCUUUUAGUCAGAGGUACUGCAUGUGUAAUCCUGAUGUGGUGCAGCAGUUUCACAACCCGGACACCAUCUUCAUCCUGGCCUUCGCUGUGGUCCUCCUCAACACUGAUAUGUACUCCCCCAACAUCAAACCCCAACGCAAAAUGGGCCUAGACGACUUCAUACGCAAUCUAAGAGGUGUGGAUGAUGGAGCAGACAUCCCCAGAGAGAUGGUUGCAGGCAUUUAUGAAAGGAUUCAGCAGAGAGAGCUGCGCUCAAAUGAAGACCAUGUCACCUACGUGAGCCGUGUGGAGCAGUCUAUCCUGGGUCUAAAAACAAUUCUUGCUGUGCCCCAUAGACGUCUGGUGUGCUGCUGCCGUCUAUUUGAGGUACCUGACGCGAACAAACCUCACAAACAGAAACUGUCCCAGAUCCAAAGAGAGGUCUUCCUCUUCAAUGACCUGCUGUUGAUCCUGAAACUGUGUCCCAAGAAGAAAAGCUCAGCCUCAUACACUUUCUGUAAAGCAAUGGGUCUCCUGGGAAUGCAGUUUCACCUCUUCAGCAAUGAGUAUUAUGCCCAUGGUGUUACCAUGAUGAGCCCAUUUACCUCAGAAAAGAAGCAGCUGGUGAGUUUCUGCUCUCCUAGCGGAGAGGAGCUCAGGAAGUUUGCAGAGGAGCUCAGAGAGGCUAUAGCAGAGGUUAAUGAGAUGGAGCAGAUACACAUCCAAUGGGAACUGGAGAGGCAACAAGGCAUCCAGCCACAUGGCUUACAUACAAACGGUGGUCAAAUGGACACACACACAGGACAUGGCUCUCCCUCAGGCCAACAGGAUGCGUAUGAUAAAACCGGCAACAACAACACAGUAGAGGUGUCAAUUCACAACAGGCUACAGACCUAUCAGCUGAGCCAGCCCAGCAUUGAGUCCAUGCCUCUGGCCCUGGCUGCGCCACCCGCCCUUCUCAGCCCCGUCCAGGCUGGAGAGCUCCGCCCAGAAACACUCAUCCAAUGCCAGCAGAUUGUCAAAGUGAUUGUUGUGGACCAGAGUGGACGAGGGAGAAUGGAGGCAUUCCUCAGCCAAGGCCCAGCUGCCCAUCAGCUCAUCCAAUCAGCCAUGUCAACACCAGUGCGCGUCAGAGAAGGGGAUGGACCACAACCACCAUUGCCACCUCCCCCUCCUCCUUACAAUCACCCCCACCAGUUCUGUCCACCUGACUCUCCCAUGCCCCUUCAUCACACCAUGCCUCUCACCCGCAGACGCAAUUCCAGCGGCUCUCGCAGCAUCGUUUGAGUCGUUGGCUACUGUACCAACCCCUGGGGCAACCUUGACCCUCACACUUGCACAUAGCAAAACACACACGCUGAAGCACAAGUCAGCUCACUCACUUUGAAUGACCUGAUGAAAGCAGUGCAGGAAAGUUAAUAAUAUACAAUAUGAGUCAAAUGAAAAGGAGACGAAGAAUCUAUUCAUAGUUUUGACUGAGCUGCGUUAUUUUUGAACAUGGAGCUGCUUUGGUGGCAUUUCUGAAAGACGUUUCCUAUUUCUUUUGUCUUCAACAUGUCACCUGGUAACUGAUGUUGCCUCUCUACAUUUCACAGAUUUAAAGAAUAUGGUGACUUUGUGUUUUUAAAUGUCACCUGUCCAACAAACGUGUCUGUGAACUUCAACCGUAAAACCAAGUGCUGGUGACAGAAAAGCAGUCCCGAAAGGACACAUUGCUUUAAAAGACAAGGACAAAAUCUAAAUUGUUUUAUUUUAGGACAUAUAGAACAUGAUAUUUGCACCUUUCAUUGGUGUUGGAUUUCAUUUUAGUUUUCCACAUUUAGCGAGGAAACAUUUCAGCACAGUUAAUCAAGCUUUCCAACAUUUUCUCCUCUCUGCAUAAUGUGAAGGAACAAAGGUACCAGCUUCUCUGUUUAUUUGUUUCAAGGGAACAGAUAAUCUUGAGUAAAGAAAAGGGUGAAGAAAAAAAAAGUCUCUACCACCUCUAUCAUGUCAUGUGCAGUUUAGUGUGCUACACGAAGGUGUUUCUUCACACUAAACUAAGUUAAAACAAUAUCCCGAUGACAAUCAUGUUUCUGUGCUUCAUUUUGUGUUUUGGUAUAUUUGUGUUAGCACAAACAGUGUGUCACUGCUUUGAUUCAGUAGAGCUUUGCUCUGACGGAGCUCAGGAAAGACGCUGCUUUACUGCAACAUGUAAUACUGCAUCUGCACAUCUGAGCUGUAACAAGAGUAGAAUGCUUGUGUACCAUGUAUUCACUCUGCUUACUCACGGACAACUGGGAAUCCAGUUGAUAAUUCAUUCAAAACAAAGCUAAUACUGGCACAUAGAGCCUUUCCUCUCCUGUAUAUUCACUCCUAAUAAGUUACAGAGUGUGAAUAUUGAUGUUAUAUUUGGAUUUAUGGUAUACCUCUGCUCAAAACAUUUAAAAAAUUUUUUUUAUGUAGUUUAAAAUUCAAGUUAUUCAACGCAGGGCGGAAUCCUUACAAAGACAUCACUGCAAUACUUGGUCUUUAAAAGUUUAAAUAUCAUAGAAGCGCUGAUGCAUUUCUGCACUGAAUGUUAAGGUGGGAAACUGAAGAUGUUCAUGAGAAAAUUGAUGGAUUUCAUCACUGUGUCGUGUGUUUGGUGUUGAUGGUUUCAGGCUUGAGUCGAUAUGAACAGCACAUCACAAAUUAGCCAGCUGAGAUAUACGGAGCAAGUCUCUUUGAACCACAGAAAAUAUUGGAUAUAUUGUAAAUAGAUAAUAUAGAUUUAUUAAAAAAAAAGUGAUUGAUUUGCCCAGUGUGUGUAUCUACGUAUGUAUUUGUACAGAGAAAAUCUAGUUUAAAAGAAAAAAAGGACAUUAUAGUUAUUAUAGCUAUUAUUCAUAUUUAAUAUCAAGGGGGGUGUCCUAAGUGCUACCCAUAUGAGAGACGAGAAAUAGGCAGCUUUUAUAGAGUUCCCUACAGUUGCUAUGGUAACAAACGCUUACAUUAUUACUGAUCUACAUUCAUCGUUAAAAUUGCCAUAUCAUGUUAUUACAGUAUUAUUAUGAGAUGACUGUGCCACCUGUUAAGGUGUGUAAAGGGCUAUGCUGUAUUGGCGAAUACUUACAGUAAAAUCACAAGUUAGGCACACACAUACACACUUUCACACACAAGUACACGGAACAGAGUCACACAUAUUAUACACGCACAACAUGCACACGGCUGCCAAAGCAACAACAAAUUUCGCUUAAAUUUACUGCUUGUUUUGUCAAGUCAGCAACCCUUUCUGUGUUAAUUAUAAACUCUGACUUGUACAAUUUCGCAUGAUUUUUUUAAUUUUAUUUAUUUGUUUAUUUUUUGUCCAUCUUGCUUUUUUUUUUAAAUUAGCAGCAAACGAAAAAGGAGUUUAAUUCUAUGUUUGUGUCAUUAUUUGUCAGGGCAUGUUUGGUUGAUUGAUGUCAUUUUCUCCUCCCUUACUAUUUCCUCCUUCUUUCAUGCCCUUUCCCCCACCCGUCUUCCCCAUGGUUGUCAUGGAGACACACCAAUCUGCAUCCUCUCCAUGGAGCACCAUCACUUAAUCUUUGCACCCUUACAAUAUUUCUAACAAGGAAAUUUCUUAAAAAUUAACAUGUUUACUAAUGGAAUUUCUAAUUUUUUCUGUUUGAAGAGAAUGAAAGAAUAAAGUAGUUUUUA